UGGCCCACACCAAUUAAUAAUCAAGAUUAUUUAGUACAUACAUCAACUAGAGGAGUCCCAGUGUAUGAACUAGUUAGUAUCAAGGUAGACGAGUCCCAAAAGCCCAACUAUAAAAUAACACAUCAAAGGCAUCAAGCUUUCUCAUCCAAGAUCUGGUAACAAGCGUUGGCUAUAUACAUACUCCAUCAUGGAUUCAUGUUUGUAUCUUCGCAUUUACCUGAUCUUGUGUUGCUUUAAUCUUGUCAUACUAUUAACUUACUCGUCCUCUUCUACGCGGCCAUUAUGCCACGAAAAUGAGAGCAAGGCCUUGCUGCAGUUCAAGCACAACUUUGUCAUCGACAAGCUUGCUUCUGUCGACCCUUUUGCUUAUCCAAAACUUGAAUCAUGGAAGCUACUUGAUGGAAAGAGCAACAGUUGCUGCUCAUGGGAUGGCGUCGAUUGUGACCAAGACACCGGUCAUGUGAUUGGUCUCGACCUCAGCAGUAGCUUUCUCUACGGUUCUAUCGACUCCAACAGCAGCCUAUUCACCCUUGUCCACCUUCGUAGCCUUAACCUUGCCGAUAAUAAGUUCAACUUCUCCAAAAUACCAUCCAGAAUUGGACAUCUUUCAAGGCUGACAAGUCUCAAUCUAUCAAACUCUGGAUUUUUCGGUCAGAUUCCUUCAGAAAUCUCAUCUCUUUCCAAAUUAGUUAUCCUUGAUCUGUCUACGAAAAUUAUUGAUUGGUAUUCUGAAAGUCUUUUCAAACUUGGAAAACCCAGUCUAAAGGACCUAGUUCAAAACCUAACCAACCUAAAAGUACUUGACCUUUCUAUGGUGAAUAUAUCUUCUUCAAUGCCAAGUGUUUUGUCAAAUAUAUCCUCUCUAACAACUCUUAGGCUUAAAAGAUGUUCGUUGCAUGGUGAAAUUCCAAUGGACAUUUUUCUUCUACCAAAACUGCAGAUUCUUAAUGCAGUGUGGUAUGAAAACCUCAUCGGCUCUCUACCUGAAUUUCAAAGUAGUAGUCGCCUUACGACACUAAUAUUCUCGCAUACGAGCCUCUUUGGUAAGCUCCCAGAUUCAAUUGGUAGACUUGAAUCCUUAAGUUAUUUGGGUUUGACUAAAACUAUUAUAUCUGGGAUGCUUCCAUCUUCACUUGGCAAUCUAACCCAGCUCACUUCCCUGGGCCUUGAUGGUUGCAAGUUUAGUGGCCAGAUUCCUUCGUCGUUGGCAAACCUAUCACAACUAACUAAUUUUGGAAUUGGCGAUAACGACUUUGACGCAGGACCACUUCCUUUUCCUCCAGGGAAGCUAAUCAAACUCACUCAAUUGUAUGCACCAAAAAUGAAUUUACAAGGUGAGAUCCCACUGUCACUUGUAAACCUGACCCAACUUUCCUUUUUAGACGUUAGCAAAAACAACCUGGUAGGUAAAAUCCCAUCCUGGUUCAUGAACCUCACCCAAUUAACACAGGUAGAACUUGCAGGGAAUUACUUCCAUGGCAUGAUUCCUAGCUCAAUCACUGAACUAAAGCGUCUUGAUUUUUUGAGUCUUCAUUCUAACAGCUUCACUGGUACAGUUGAGCUAGACAUGUUUAUGAAACUCCCAAGCCUGGUCUCAUUGCAAUUAGGGCAAAACAAACUAACAGUGCUAGACAAAAAUAGUACCAACGGUACUCAUCCACAGCUUGAUAUUCUAGGAUUGGGGUCAUGCAACUUAGUCAAGUUCCCUAGCAUUUUGAGAUUUCAAGAUAAAUUGCAGGUUUUAUAUAUUCACGAGAACAGAAUUCGAGGCGAAAUACCAACAUGGAUGUGGAACUCAAGCAAAGAAACAAUGGUACUUGUCGACUUCAGCCAGAACUUCCUAACAGUCUUCGAGCAGCAGCCGGCUGUCAUACCAUGGCAUUUUCUACAAUAUUUCCACCUCAGCUCUAACAAGCUUCAAGGAGCGCUUCCCCUUCCACCACCAAGCACUGUUAUUUAUGAUGCUAGCAAUAAUGCACUGACAAGAGCAAUUCCACAGUCAAUAUGCCAGAAGAAUUCUCUUCGUAUGCUUGAUUUGUCCAAUAACAAUUUAAAUGGCACAAUACCUCCAUGUUUGGCCAGUUCCAGCGAGGAUCUUCUCAUAUUGAAUCUAAGUUGCAAUAGUCUUCACGGAAGUAUUCCUUCAACAUUCACAAUGAAUAGCCAAUUGGUGAUGAUUGAUGUAGGGCACAAUCAACUACAGGGGCUGGUGCCAAGAUCAUUGGCAAAUUGUGUGAUGCUGGAGUGUCUCAUUUUUCAAAAUAAUCAGAUUGAGGAUACUUUCCCCUCUUGGUUGGGAGAUCUUCCUAAGUUAGAGCUUCUUAUUUUGGGAUCAAACAAAUUCCAUGGCGACAUUGGGUACCCCCAAAACAAUUCAAUGUUUCCAAAGUUGCGGAUAAUUGACCUCUCUUGCAAUGGCUUUUCAGGUAAUUUGCCAACAGAAUACAUUCAUGACUGGAAUGCAAUGAAAAAGAUCAACAAAGAGAACUUGACAUAUAUGCAUGCAAAUCCGAACUUUCAGUACCAGAUGCGUGCCGGUCCAACAACUCAUAUGGCACAAACCUUGGUAAUAGGGAUGCGUUUUGAUUACUCGAUAAUUGUGGUCAGCAAAGGGACGCACAGGUUAUACGAGAGGAUUCAAAGUGCCUUGGUGGUUGUUGAUCUCUCUAGCAACAUAUUCGUUGGGGAUAUCCCAGAAUCCCUUGGAAGUCUCAGUGGGCUUCAAUUGCUAAACAUUUCCAACAACAAACUUACUGGAGCUAUCCCAUCAUCAUUGGCGAAAUUGACAGAAUUGGAGUCGUUGGAUCUAUCCCAAAACUUGCUCUCAGGACAGAUCCCCGGGCAACUGACCCAACUCACUUUCCUUUCAAUCUUAAAUGUUUCUCAUAAUCGACUCACUGGCCUAAUACCUCAAGGGAAACAAUUUGAUACAUUCGAAAAUAGUUCGUAUGAUGGGAAUUCGGGAUUGUGUGGUGUUCCAUUGUCGAAGUCAUGUAGAAAUUCAAUGACCUUACCACCACCUCCGCCUAUAUUUCAAGGUCAUGAUCUCGAGUUUUCGAGUGGUAUUUAUUGGAUGGUCAUAGCCUUGGGAUAUGGAAGUGGGCUGUUAGUUGGGUUGGUUAUUGGGACAACUCUGACGAGGAGGUAUCACGAAUGGUUUGUCGACACCUUCGGGAGGGGGAAGAAAUUUUAGAAGAAGAAGAAAAGCAAGGGCCGAAGAAUCUAAUUGAUGGCAAUGAAAUCGUGGGUUCUUUCUUCAAUACUACUUUUGUGCUUGUGCUCCCAACUUGGCUAGAGGUUAUGUUAAUAAAAGGGUCCGGUAUGCAGGUUUUAGCAGUGGAAUACUAGCAGCGUUGUCAGGUUUCCAGAUUGCACAAGAGAGAUCUUCCUGGACCUUUUGUUUUUGUUCAUUUUGUUGCUGCAAGAAGUGAUAACAUGUACUAGUUCUUCAUAUCGCAGUUAUGUCUUUCUAUUACUCAUGGUUUUGUCACUUAUCACUUAUGUCUUGUUGUAUAUGUGGUAUAUAUCUGGCCUUAGAUGAUUAGUAUGGACUAUUGUACUUGUGUGCUCCCAAAACCUAUAACAUUACUGUUAUUCUACCCUUCUUAUUGGUACAUAACAUAGAUAUGCAGACAGGCUACUUACUGUCCGUAUAUGUUAGGAAUAUUGCUCUUAGCCCCAUAAAACAAUCUGUAGAGGAUUCACCGCACCUACGUUGGAACUAAAAUGAAGGUCUCGCCGUGUGUUAAAACUUUGAAAUUGAAUCAAUUAGGGGUGUAAAAAUCAAUUUCCUUGCAUUAUUGCGUGUUCAUAUUUUUGGCUUAAACAUUACCUUUUCUUUGCAUUGUGAUUU
Messenger RNA from Rhododendron vialii, 3853 nucleotides. Its product is annotated as receptor-like protein 7. The transcript is spliced from 2 exons. The record is from RefSeq and is a predicted model, not a curated record. NCBI's taxonomy places the organism in Eukaryota, Viridiplantae, Streptophyta, Magnoliopsida, Ericales, Ericaceae. Bases 188 to 3193 code for a protein of 1001 amino acids. Gene Ontology annotation, molecular function: protein binding.